Molecule: messenger RNA, 1143 nt
Organism: Notechis scutatus (mainland tiger snake)
Lineage: Eukaryota; Metazoa; Chordata; Lepidosauria; Squamata; Elapidae
Source: RefSeq, a predicted model, not a curated record
AUGGCCCUGGAGAAACCCCUUCCGGCUGGGGCAGAGAGGCGGCCUGCGGUGGGCCUGGGCCCAGCCUCCUGGCUCCCCUCCAGCCCUCUCCGUCCGGGGGCCCCAGGGACCCCUAGUCCUGGGUGCAGCUCUGGGUCCGGCUCUCCGGCGGCGAGUUGCCCUCCCCCUCCCUCCCCACGUGGGCCCCCGCAGUGGUCGGCCCAGCCAGCCUUCCCAGAAGGGGCCCCUCCGCAGCCCCUCCGAAGUUCCUUGGCCGGGUCCUGGCGGAAGGCUUUCGGGAGGGGGUGGAGGCGGCCCCGAGAAGAACCUCCUGCCGCCCCCUUGGGACCCCACUCCUCCGGGGCCCCAAACCCCCCACCCGUCCGUCCAGGCCUGGAGGGCCCUGAGAGAACCAGCCUGGCUGGCGGGGAGGAGGAGGAAGGGGGCGGCUCCACCAGUAGCGAGAGGAAGGAAGGGGGCCAGGAACCCCCCUCGGAGGCCACCCCGUCUUCCGAGUCUGGGAAGAGGGUGUCCGUCUCCAGCCGCGGGGAGGCCUCCACAGCCCCCCCGGGAUACAGGGAGAAGCUGGAGUCUUGCAAGCACAAGUACGGCCACCUGAAGUCCUGGCCCGGCCUCCUGAGGCUGCUGGGGGCCCUCGAGCUCCUCCUGGGCGGGAUGGCCUUCGCCUGCACCGCGACCUCCGUCCAGAAGGACUACCAGUGGCCCCAACUGUACAGCAGCGGCUUCACCGGAGCCGGCUUUGGCUACUACGUCCCGAUGACCCCCUUCGUGCUGGUGGUGGCCAGCCUGGCCUGGCUGCUGACGGUCAUCCUGCUGGCCCUGGGGCUGACCACGCACUACCGGGCCAUCCUGCUCGGCUCCCACUGGUGGCCCCUGGCCGAGUUCGCCCUCAACCUCUCCAUGUUCCUGCUCUACCUGGCGGCCGGCAUCGCCUACGUGCACGACCUCAACCGGGGGGGCCUCUGCUACUCGGCCUUUGCCUACGGGCCCCUCCUCACGGCACUCUGCCGGGUGGAGGGGGGGCAAGUGGCCGCCCUGACCUUCCUCUUCCUGGCCCCCUUGCUCUACCUGGCCGGCUCCCUCGUCUGUCUCCAGAUGUGGCGGCACGAAGCAGCCCGGAGGAGGAGGAGGCUGCUCCCCCCG